This is a messenger RNA of Saccostrea cuccullata (small rock oyster), 852 nucleotides long. Its product is annotated as T-complex protein 1 subunit beta-like. Gene Ontology annotation, cellular component: chaperonin-containing T-complex. Lineage: Eukaryota; Metazoa; Mollusca; Bivalvia; Ostreida; Ostreidae. Gene Ontology annotation, molecular function: ATP binding; ATP-dependent protein folding chaperone. The transcript is spliced from 6 exons. The record is from RefSeq and is a predicted model, not a curated record. Gene Ontology annotation, biological process: protein folding. Bases 46 to 729 code for a protein of 227 amino acids.
UUAAUUUAUAGCUACCCAGAACAGCUGUUUGCGGAUGCAGGUGUGAUGGUCAUUGAACAUGCUGACUUUGAGGAAAUUGAGAGGCUAGCAUUAGUUACAGGUGGUGAGAUUGCGUCCACGUUUGACUCUCCCGACCACGUUAGACUGGGCAAGUGUAAACCGAUAGAGGAAAUGAUGAUAGGAAAGGACAAGUUGAUCAAGUUCUCAUGUGUGGAGAUGGGUGAGGCCUGUACCAUUGUUCUACGAGGUGCCACUAAACAGAUCCUUGAUGAGGCUGAGCGGUCUCUACAUGACGCCCUUUGUGUUCUAACGCAGACUGUCAAGGAAACCAAAACAGUGUUUGGAGGAGGCAGUUCAGAAAUGUUAAUGGCAGAUGCCGUCUCUAAGUUAGCUGCUAAGACCCCUGGGAAGGAAGCCGUUCCCAUGGAAUCUUUUGCCAAGGCAACAAGAAUGCUUCCUACCACGAUAGCAGACAAUGCAGGAUAUGACAGUGCUCAGCUGCUCAUCUCAGAACUGAGGGCAAUUCACACAGCAGGAAAACACACCAUGGGACUAAAUAUGGUAGAGGGUGAGGUGGGUGACAUGGAGAAGUUAGGAAUCACAGAAUCCUUCCCGGUCAAGCGCCAAGUCUUAAUGAACGCGUCCGAGGCCGCCGAAAUGAUCCUACGUGUUGACGAUAUCAUCAAAUCAGCACCCAGACCUAGACAACCUGAUCACAGGCAUCACUGAGAUCGUAGUCAUUAGUGACAUUUUGAUAAAUUCCUGACUGAACAAAUAACUGUCAUAAAUGUUUAAUCAAGUAAAUCAAAUUUGUGAACCAUGUAUGAAUUGUAAUAAAUUUCUAGUAUUUAA